Entrophospora sp. SA101 is the source of this 663-nucleotide messenger RNA. The record is from the annotation of a GenBank genome assembly. Lineage: Eukaryota; Fungi; Glomeromycota; Glomeromycetes; Entrophosporales; Entrophosporaceae.
AUGUCUGCAAUUAUUACUCUCACCUGUCUUGUUCAUUUGAAAACGCUUGUCAAUUCACCUACUUUUUCGAUCCAAAUUAACAAAAAAGAAACUAUCGAAAAGCUCAAGGAAACAAUUAAAGAGAAUAAUGCACCCGAUUUUGAUAAAUUCACAGCCAAAAAUCUCAAACUGUGGAAGAUUGACAUUGCCGAUGAUCCUCGUCAUUAUUUUACUGAAUAUUAUCUAGGAGAGAUUUAUGAUCACAGAAAAGAGAUAUCUACGACAGGACAUGUUGAAGACUACUGGACUGAUACACCACCCAAAGGGAAUAUCCAUAUUAUAGUUGAGCCGCCUGUACAAGUGAUAUUCAUCCCGGUGCAUGGAGCACCAGUGGUGAAGAUUAAACCUCAUAAUAUUGAGUUCAAGGAAAUGGUCGGUUGUGAACAAACUGAACUGAAACCUGUUUUAUAUGGACUACCUGAUUAUGACCUCUAUAUGUAUCUUGAUGAUACUGGACUUUUAAAAGAUCUGCCAAGAAACGCCUUGGCAACUUGUUUAUUAUAUGGAAGAAAAAUGGAUCAAGUUCCUGGAGUACGAGGACACGUUGUGCUCUACGAUUCUUACAAGCAGCUAACCCUUGAUGACUUUCGAUUCAUACUUUCCACUGCACAAAACCUCAAUUGA